Messenger RNA from Trichoplax adhaerens, 764 nucleotides. RefSeq lists its product as hypothetical. Gene Ontology annotation, molecular function: calcium sensitive guanylate cyclase activator activity; calcium ion binding. The coding region runs from base 1 to 573 and encodes 190 amino acids. The record is from RefSeq and is a predicted model, not a curated record. NCBI's taxonomy places the organism in Eukaryota, Metazoa, Placozoa, Uniplacotomia, Trichoplacea, Trichoplacidae. The transcript has 8 exons.
AUGGGUAAGAAAAACAGCAAGUUAAAGGCAGAAUUGGUCGAUGAAUUAACGCAACAUACCCACUUUACUGAAAAAGAAUUGCAGCAAUGGUACAAGGGAUUUCUAAAAGACUGCCCAAGUGGAUUACUUGAUCUAGAUGAAUUUUGCAAGAUAUACAAACAAUUUUUUCCUUUUGGUGAUCCGGUAAAGUUUGCCAGCUUCGUAUUUAACGUAUUUGAUGAAAAUAAGGACGGAACUAUUGAAUUUCGGGAAUUCAUAUGUGCCCUAUCAGUAACCUCUCGUGGCAGUUUAGAUGAGAAACUUAAAUGGGCUUUUCGAUUAUAUGAUCUUGACAAUGAUGGAUAUAUUACACGGUCAGAAAUGUUAGAUAUUGUUGAUGCAAUUUAUAAAAUGGUGGGAAAUAUGGUAAAGCUACCAGAAGAAGAAAAUACAGCUGAGAAAAGGGUUGAAAAAAUAUUUAGACAAAUGGACAAGAACGACGACGGACGAUUGUCCAUGGCAGAGUUUCAAGAUGGAUCAAAAUCCGAUCCAUCUAUUGUUCAAGCACUUUCUCUGUAUGAUGGCUUAGUGUAAAGAUUAAUUGUUUUUGUAGCAUGCAAUUAUUGCAAUUUUAAAUAAUCUACUGUAAUGCAUAGCUGGUUAGACUGAUACCGUAAUAAUAGGCCAACAUUAAUAUCUAUUUCGUAGAAUCUGCAUGCCAAAUAAAUCAGUCAUAACAUCAAUACUAGUAAUAACAGUGGUAUUAGACACAUUCAUAUUCGAAG